Molecule: messenger RNA, 823 nt
Organism: Lampris incognitus (smalleye Pacific opah)
Lineage: Eukaryota; Metazoa; Chordata; Actinopteri; Lampriformes; Lampridae
Product: active breakpoint cluster region-related protein-like
Exons: 6
Coding region: 1-630 (209 amino acids)
Biological process (GO): positive regulation of GTPase activity; signal transduction
Cellular component (GO): membrane
Molecular function (GO): GTPase activator activity
Source: RefSeq, a predicted model, not a curated record
AUGGUACAGGAGGGGGUGCUGAUCCCCCACGUGGUGCGCCUCUGUCUGGAGGAGGUGGAGAGGAGGGGCCUGGAGGAGGUGGGCAUCUACAGGACUUCAGGAGCGGCUAGUGACAUCAACUCUCUGAAAGUCAUCUUCAACAGUGAUUUGCGUGAGGCGGUGUCCAGGCUGAGGCAUGCAGAGGUCAAUGUGGUGUCUGGUCUCCUCAAACUUUACUUCAGAGAACUUCCUGAACCUCUCAUACCCACUGAGCUGUUCCACCGUCUGGCCCAGACGCUGGAAAUCCAAGAUUUCGACUCUAAACUGGCCUGUAUGAUGUCUUUACUUCAGUCCUGUCCAGACACCAACCACCAAACCUUCCUUCAUCUCAUCCACCAUCUUAGACGGGUCUCAGAGAGGCAGGAGGUGAACAAGAUGUCACUGAAGAACCUGGCUACAGUAUUUGGUCCCAGCCUUGUACGCCCCCCUGUGGCAUCCCAGUGUCACCACAGCGCUGCUAUGGCCGUCUCCCAGGAGGUGGUGGUGCAGGUGCAGGUGGUCUUUUUCUACCUGCAGUGUAACGACCUCCCCUACGCCCAGACUUCUUUGCCUCAUGACCCGGACAGCGGAGAUGAGACCACCCACAAGUGAGACCACCACCAAACUAAUGCCUGAACGCUUUUUAGUUCGCCAGCGAAACUGUCAGCAGAGGCGGCCUGUAGAAUAGUCAUUGUACAGACGUUAAGAGGGUCGAUGUAUUUAUCAAACAUCUGGACUUGCAAUUUGUGCUGUUGAUUGGAAAUGGGACUCAUGUAACUUUUCAUGACAACCAAAACCUUCAGCU